Homarus americanus (American lobster) is the source of this 3189-nucleotide messenger RNA. RefSeq names its product circadian locomoter output cycles protein kaput-like (gene ss). Gene Ontology annotation, molecular function: transcription cis-regulatory region binding; nuclear receptor activity; protein dimerization activity. Gene Ontology annotation, biological process: regulation of transcription by RNA polymerase II. Lineage: Eukaryota; Metazoa; Arthropoda; Malacostraca; Decapoda; Nephropidae. The record is from RefSeq and is a predicted model, not a curated record. Gene Ontology annotation, cellular component: aryl hydrocarbon receptor complex; nucleus.
UGUGUGCGAGGCGGUGUGGUGUGUGGCGCCUGUGGUCAGUGGCACAUGAGUGCAGCGUGUUGAUGGCAUGUGCAGUGUGUUGUGGCAGCUCGCGAGCCUCCUAGUGAAGCGUUAAGCCCGCGUGUUGAGGUGUGUGUCCACCUGUGUGUUGGGUGUGGCCACGUGAGGCCCAGUGUCGGGUAUAGUGUGGCCAGUGUGGCAGCGGCCAGACCCUCGGCAGUGCCACCUAGUGCCGCGGCGCUGCCCAGUGACCCCCGGGGGGACCAGGAUGCUUCGUCGUUCAGUAUGCUGAGCCAACAAAAUACACCCACCUCCAACAUGAACGCCCUGGGAACCGUCUAUGCCACCAAGAGGCGGCGUCGCAACGGAAAAAGCAUAAAGCCACAACCUAAGGAGGGGCAAACGAAGAGUAACCCGUCCAAACGUCACCGAGAGCGUCUUAAUGCGGAGCUGGACAAUCUAGCUGGUCUCCUUCCCUUCGAGCAAAAUAUCCUCUCCAAACUCGACAGACUAUCCAUUCUCAGGCUGGCUGUCUCUUACCUGCGCACCAAGAGCUAUUUUCAAGUGAUGAUGCACGGUGGAGCCGGCGAGAAGACUGAGGGGGAAGUCAUCCAUCCUACACGACACAGGGACCUCAUCACCUACGAUCACCAGGUCCUUGACGGCGAGAUGUUCCUUCAGGCUCUCAACGGGUUCCUGGUUAUCCUGGCGUGUGAGGGUGAGGUGUUUUUCGCCACACACAACAUCGAGUCCUACUUGGGCUUUCACCAGGUGAGUACAAGUGACAUCGUUCAUCAGAGUGUAUACGAGUUGGUCCACUCAGAGCAGAGGAAGGAGCUACAGAGAACCCAACUUAUGUGGAACUCGCACCUCCAUCGGACCAGUCACAGCUUACCCCUGCAAGGGAGGCCUUCAUGGGGACCAGACUGCAUUGGAAGGAAUUUCACCGUCGAUUUGGAGUGUUUACUGGAUAACACCUCUGGCUUCCUGCGGCUGGAUGUACGGGGUAAGAUCAAGGUGCUCCACGGGCAGAACAGGAAGACUGAGGAGGCGCCCCUGGCUCUAUUUGCUGUGUGCACCCCCUUCGGUCCUCCCUCCCUGCUGGAACUCCCUCAGAAGGAAGUCAUGUACAAGUCGAAACACAAGCUGGAUCUCUCUCUCGUAUCCAUGGAUCAGAAAGGGAGGAUGCUGCUGGGCUACAGUGACCUGGAGUUAGCCAAUAAGGGAGGUUAUGACCUUGUCCACUACGAUGACCUCGCCUACGUCGCCUCCGCCCACCAGGAACUGCUGAAGACAGGGGCGUCAGGGAUGAUCGCCUACCGUCUACAAACUCGAGACGGGACCUGGCAGUGGCUACAGACCUCCUCCCGCCUCGUCUACAAAAACUCCAAGCCUGACUUUAUCAUCUGCACUCACCGACCGCUCAUGGAGGAGGAGGGCCGCGACCUACUGGGGAAGCGAACUAUGGACUUCAAGGUGUCUUACCUGGAUCCCGGACUCACCCAGUCCUACCUCUGUGACUCCGAGUUGCCGCAGCUUUACGCCUCCCGCAUGAGCCGAAAGUACAAGACGCAGCUGCGGGACUUCCUCACCACGUGCCGCACCAAGAGAAGCUACACUAACCUCUCCGACACUGCCUACAACAACUACAAUAACGUGUACGGUGCCUCCGCCUACGCUACCGACAACGGCCUCUACAUGCAACAGAACCUGGGCAACCUUCAGUCUCUCUACCCCGCCAGUUACAUCCCGGCUGACAACUUGUUUCACUACCGCCAGUUAGGCUCCUACUACCCAGACUACAUGACGCACGGCUACGUUAGUAACGGAUACGUCGACCCCGCACGUCCCUGCCUCGGCUACGACUCCACCGGACUUACGAAAACCGCAGCGGAUCAGAAGCUCUACUGCACGACACAAAUCGACGCGUCAAAGUACCAGUACAAGCCGGCGGACGCCUACUCGGCCGUGUACGGCACCAACACCGUGUUACCCGCUUUAGAACACAAGUACAGCGACCUGAGGACAGUAGAUGUAAGGCGGGACGACCCCUCGGCCUUAGCGUCCCUAGGAGCUCUGGCGGCCACUCCAGGCAUCGCCACCAGUGUGGCCGUGAGCUCCGCCGCCCCCACCGCCGCCUCCGCCACCCACAAGGAGGAGAGCAAAGAAACCAACGAGACUUACGCCAACAACACCCGCCAGACGGUGCUCAUGUGGGGCUCCGCCUCCCACGAGUACGACCCCAACAAGAAGUACGUCGAGGUUCCCGUGUCGUCCGCCCCCACGCCGCUGGAUCCCAGCCUGAGCGGCGUCGCCUGUAAGUGGGGUACCGCCACGCCGGCGUCGACGCCCGGUGCCCGUAGCAGCGCAGGAGGCUCCCCGCAUGGUGGUGAGGGCACCUCGCCCCACGCAGUGGGACCUCCCACCGCCCACUCCGCAGCUGUUGCUGCCGCCGCCGCCUCCGCCGCCCAUGUCGGCGCCGGAGCCGUGGCGCCAGCGGGUAAGGCUGCGUACGGCUACAGUGAGGGCGGCGAGGUAUGGCACCACCAGUACUAUCCUUACCACCCGUAUCACACCCCGCAGGGGAAAGAGGAGGGAGCUCUAUGUGGGAGCCCAGAAGUGACCUCUGACCCGCCACUCCUUGCCCAAUCCUGAGAUCAGCUCAUGACCCAAGGCCACCAGAGCCCGGCCUUGGGUUCACCCUUAACCUCCCAUCUUCAAGGGUCACCCCAACCAGUGACUCAGUACCAGCAGAGUCCAGACGUAGGGUCACCACUUCCUGUACCCUCGCACCUCCAGGGGUCACCACAAACUGUGACUCAAUAUACUCAAACUCAGGUCACGGGGUCACCAAUUCCAGUAACCCAAUACCAGCAGAUCCAAGUCAUUGGGUCACCCCUACCUGUAACCCACUACCAGCAGAGUCCGGCCACAGAGUCACCCCUAUCUGUGACCCACUACCAGCAGAGUCCGGCCACAGGGUCACCAUUUUCUGUGACCCAGUACCAGCAGAGUCCAGCCAUGGGUUCACCCCUACCUGUGACCCAGUACCAGCAGAGUCCAGCCACAGAGUCACCCGUACCUGUGACCCAGUACCAGCAGAGUCCAGCCACAGAGUCACCCCUAUCUGUGACCCACUACCAGCAGAGUCCAGUCACAGAGUCACCCGUACCUGUGACCCAGUACCAG